Molecule: messenger RNA, 1164 nt
Organism: Cylicocyclus nassatus
Lineage: Eukaryota; Metazoa; Nematoda; Chromadorea; Rhabditida; Strongylidae
Source: the annotation of a GenBank genome assembly
AUGUCAGUGAAAGAUUUUUCAUGUGGGUUCAAGGUCGAAGAUACGAAAAAACUAUUCAAAUCUCUUCCCAAAAGAUGCGCCAAGUAUCGAAAUCCUGUGAACCUGUGCUGUGCGAUUCACAAAGAUUGUUAUGGACUAGGAAAAGGAAAGAAUUACUGCGAUAGCGAGUUGUGUAGCUGCAUCAAAAGAAUUCCCAUAAGCAGAAGAAAAUGUGAAGUCCCUGUGAAUAAAAGCUGCACUUACGUGCGAAGCCAUAAAGGCGAUUAUAAUGCUACAACUUUAGACACCGACUGGGACAAAGAAAUUUUUACUUCAAGAACCAGAGAUAAUCUUGGACUCGGAAGUUCGAAACUCCUUCUGAUUGUUUCUGAGGAAUGCUACGAAGUACCAUGUAAGGAAUUGUUAUCUUGCAUCAUAAUAGUCGGUCUUACUGCACUAUUACCUAUAAGAAUCAGCUUGCCAUUUUCGGACAAAGAGGAAGAGGAAACUCCAUCUAAAUCGCCUGCGAAGAAAUUGAUGGCAACCCCCAAAACUCCAUCAGCUGAAGGAUUGAAAGGCUCUGCUGAGUCUCCGGAUCUAGCCAAACAACCCGGGAGCCACGAACGGUCCAAAGACUCUGCCGAAUCUCCUGACCUAACCAGACCGGCUGAGAGCCGUGAACGAAGUAAACGCUCUGCUGAGUCUCCGGACAAGCCCGGGAGUCAUGAACGAAGCAAACGGAGUGGAUCGCAUGAGCCUGCCGAGCCACCGAAACGAGAAUCAGCUGAGAAAAUGGAUCGACAUACCGGAGAAAAUUUGCACCAACCUUUUCCACCUCCAGUUUCACCUGUGUUCCAUACCGGUGAUCCAUAUUUCCCACAUCCAUCUCCUGGGCCUUCUCAUCCGUUUGAGCAUGGCUCACUUGAACCGUUUAAGCAAGAAGACUACCGACAAAGGGAAAUAUAUGAACCACGAUUACCAGACGUAAAUUUCUUCGACUUGCCGAAGCUUGAAAAAGAAAAUAAGAAGAAAGAAACUGAAGCGAAAAAGAAAAAUGUCGAAAUGAAAGGGAAAAAGUCGCCAGCUAAAGUUGAGAAGAAAACAGGAAAGAAGUCCGCCGAAAAACAGCGGAAUCGAAAGAUCGCUAAAGCGCUGGCAUUAUUCGGUAAAGGAAAGAAGAAAUAG